Anopheles coustani is the source of this 2967-nucleotide messenger RNA. Its product is annotated as netrin receptor unc-5-like. The transcript is spliced from 11 exons. Gene Ontology annotation, molecular function: netrin receptor activity. Gene Ontology annotation, biological process: netrin-activated signaling pathway; motor neuron axon guidance. The record is from RefSeq and is a predicted model, not a curated record. Lineage: Eukaryota; Metazoa; Arthropoda; Insecta; Diptera; Culicidae. Gene Ontology annotation, cellular component: membrane.
AUGAAAGCUCUUCCGGCCUCUUCGACAUGGGAGCACGUAGGGGGAGGACCCGGUGGGUUGGAGAUGAAAAAUCUAUCCGCACAUUCCGCACAACAUUCGUCAGCGAGGGAAAAGCACGCGUCCUGGCAGCCAAAACGCGAGGAUACCGUCGCAAUGGGACAAGAUAAAUCACCGACACUCGAUGGUCGAAGGCAAUCCCAACGACAGCGUCCUAAAAUCGACUCCGACGAGGAUGGAGACGACGAUGUCCGAUUCGGUUCGGUUGCGGUUCGCAGCAGGACAACUUUUAAUCCGCUUCGACGCGAGGAGCACGAAGGACGGUGGCCAACGCAGGUCACCACGACGUCACCCCGCUCCGUCGAAAAAUCCGAAAACAAUCAACCGGAAAUGAAACUUUCCCGUCGCCAUUGGGAUACCCGUCGUUUGAACGACGGCAAGGAACGACAUCACGCUGAUGACGUUGAUGACGACGAUGACGUUGUCGACGCGGCGAAGGAUGAUUACUACGACACGCCGACGGUCGAGGGCGGCACCAGCGAAGGUGAUAAUUAUGAGGAUGACAAAAUAAUCAAUUCGGGAUCGUUGGACAACUUUUUCGAUAUGAAGUCGUCGUCCGCUUCGCCGUCGUCGUUAUCGUCGUUGUUACCGGGAGCAGCAGGUGUCGGUUCGGAACAUCGAAGGGGUGAUUUUAAAAACGGUGCGUCAAAGCCGGAUCUCUUCGGAAAGGACUCGCAGGAUGUUGAGGAGGAAGACGACGACGCGAACGAGGGUGAUGAUGAAGACGAGGACGAUGAGGACCGCGAGGAGGACUACGGGGAAGCGUCCUACGGUGAGGAUAUCCUUCCGCCGAGUGAAGCGUUCGGAAGCUUCGGUGGACGGACGGAUGAUGGGCUGAAGGUGGAGGAAGCGCCGUACUUCCUGGUGGAGCCUCAGAGCACUCACGUCAUCCGAAGCAAACCGGCCGUCCUGAAGUGCAAAGCUGCCAACACUCUGCAGAUUCAUUUCAAGUGCAGUGGCAGCAUAAAGCCACCUCCGUCGAUCGAGGAGUCGCACGUGGAUCCGCACAGUGGCGUCCACUUUCAGGAGGUGACGGCCACGAUCUCGCGCGACCUGGUGUUCGAGAACUUCGGGAAGCAACCGUUCAAGUGCGAGUGCCACGCCUGGUCUCCGCGCGGGAAAGCUGUAAGUCAGCCGGCUUCGAUCGUCGUUGCGUAUUUGAAGAAACAUUUCGAGCUCCCGGAGACGCACAUCCGAGCCGAAGCUGGGGAAAAACUGGAAAUCAAAUGCAUCGCUCCGAAGGGCUAUCCGAAACCCCAGAUAACGUGGCUGAAGAACAACUUUACCAUCACGUCUAGUCCGCUGCUGACAUUCACAACCGAUGGCAACAUUGUGAUAACCAGCGUGAACCUGCAGGACAUCGGGAACUAUACAUGCGUCGCGGAAAACAUCGCUGGCAAGAGGACUUCGGAAUCGAUUGAACUAAUCGUCUAUGUGAACGGAGGUUGGAGUCAAUGGAGCGCCUGGCUAGAAUGUCGAUGUCCGGGAAAACCGGCCCAGGGAAGGAAGCGAACGCGGACCUGCAGUGAUCCCAUUCCGCUCUACGGAGGGGCACCCUGCGUCGGGCCAAACCAGCAGAAGACGGCAGAUUGUGUAACCUGUCCAGAAGACACACAAAUUAUCACCCCUAACGGAUUUGAGGAUAACACAUUUGAGCGCCGUUGGUCCGCUUGGUCAGCGUGGAGUUCGUGUACGAACAAAUGCACCCAGUCCAGGAGACGUGUUUGCCGCACGCAGACGGUGGACUACUACGAUAAAGCGCUCGUGAAGCGCCAUCAACAGUUGGCCGCCCUGAUGGAGGACCACCACGAGCAGGAGAGCAGCGCCUACGGAUGCCACGGCAAGGACCUGCAGACCAUCGUUUGCCGCGGUGGUGAAUGCAAAAUUGAUGACACAGAAUCGGUCAGCUUCGCAUUGCCGGUAAGGAAUAAUUUGCAGCAUUUUAAGUCGCUAUCCGCCACGUCCAUCACCGAUACGUCGAACUCAACGUACGCCAUCGCAACCACCGACUCGCUGGAGACGUGCAGCUCGUCGGAGGCCAUGUACAAAUCCACGUCCGCCCGGCAAGUUGUCACCUCCGACGGUGGUUGGCUCGAGCUGGAGCACCUGCAGACGUCCCUGUCCAUCCCGGAGGAAGCGUUGCCUGCGUCGCUCAAAAUCAACGUGUUCCUGGCCGUCAUAUACGACUCGAAGGAUACGAUUCUGGUCGAGAAUCAGGUGACCCACAUCAGCCCAACAGUUGUUUGUGGGCCAGCGAAGAGUAACUUCACGAAACCGCUCAUCCUGCGGGUGCCACACUGUGCCGAGGACAUUGCCAGCUGGAAGGUGUCUCUGUUGUACAAGGAGGAGGUCACGAACUGCUGGAAGAAGAUCGCCUCGUCCGAGAACGACGUGCCGAGUCCGCAGGCCUACAUCCAGCUCGACCAGCACAACGCGUACAUUAUGACGCGCAAACUCGGCAAGUACAGUCUGGGUGGGGAAAGUCUCGCCCCGGAGGUCGGCGUUAUCAAACGGUUGAAGGUUGUGAUGUUCGGGCCGGCGAGAAAACCGGACGCGGACUUUAACAUCCGUGCGUACGUGCUGGAGGACUACCCGAGCGCACUCGAGCACUGCACCAGGAUCGAGGGUCGCCUGGGCUACUUCCAGAUUGGCCAGAGCUCGCCGUUCCACUUCGCGAACAGCAAGGAAGCGAUGACACUGCGCAUCAACUGCUCCGGUGGUUGGACAACGGACGUGGAAUGUGCCGUGCAGACCAUCCCCUUCAAUCACAUCUGGAAGAACAUGUCGAUCCUGCACUGCGAGUUCUUGCUGCGCAAGCUGGUUAACGAGAUGCCGUGCCUUCGGCUGGAGCUGUCCGCCGAGCAGGACAACGGGGCGUAAGUGCUCGUCACCUCCGUGGCAUUCUCGUGA